This is a messenger RNA of Betta splendens (Siamese fighting fish), 1681 nucleotides long. Its product is annotated as ras-related protein Rab-8B-like. Gene Ontology annotation, cellular component: trans-Golgi network transport vesicle; plasma membrane; synaptic vesicle. Lineage: Eukaryota; Metazoa; Chordata; Actinopteri; Anabantiformes; Osphronemidae. The transcript has 8 exons. Gene Ontology annotation, molecular function: GTP binding; GTPase activity. Gene Ontology annotation, biological process: regulation of exocytosis; cellular response to insulin stimulus; protein localization to plasma membrane. The coding region runs from base 81 to 704 and encodes 207 amino acids. The record is from RefSeq and is a predicted model, not a curated record.
GACAGUGGGUUUCCAGGCGGGGGUUACCGGCUCAGCACGGCCUUGUUGUAGCCACACUUCGGGCUCUACGGCGCGUUCAAAUGGCCAAAACGUACGAUUAUCUCUUCAAGUUGUUGCUCAUCGGAGACAGUGGAGUCGGCAAAACAUGUCUGCUGUUCAGAUUCAGCGAGGACUCCUUCAACACCACCUUCAUAUCCACAAUAGGAAUUGAUUUCAAGAUCAGAACAAUAGAACUGGAUGGAAAAAGAGUAAAGCUACAGAUUUGGGACACUGCAGGGCAGGAAAGGUUUCGCACCAUCACUACAGCGUACUACAGAGGAGCAAUGGGAAUUUUGUUGGUCUAUGACAUCUGCAAUGAAAAGUCUUUUGAAAACAUUAAAAACUGGAUUAGAAAUAUUGAAGAGCAUGCCUCUUCUGAUGUAGAGAAAAUGAUCCUUGGUAACAAAUGUGACAUGACUGACAGAAGACAGGUGUCCAAAGACAGAGGUGAAAAACUGGCAAUUGAUUAUGGUGUUAAGUUCUUGGAAACCAGUGCAAAGUCUAGCUUAAAUGUAGAGGAGGCUUUUUAUACUAUGGGAAGAGACAUCUUGCAUAAUCUGAGCUCAAAGACAACUGACAGCAAUGCUGGAGCAUCAGGCAAACCAGUCAAGAUCACUGAGAAAAAAUCCAAAAGAAUUAAAUUGUUCAAGUGUUCGCUCCUCUAGGCUGCUCGUCUCCAGCGUUCAAGGCUCACAGCAAGUGUGACUUUGCUGUUUUUUUGGAGGAGGGGGGUUCUGCUCUGCCUCCUAGACGUCCACGCAGCGACAGCAGCAGCGGACGUGGUCGUAUGGAACAGACCUCACCGCCAGCCGAAGCACACGAUUGGCUGAGAUGCUAUCUAAAUCUACUGACAGGAGGAGGAGCAAUGUGAAAUGAGGCCUGAUACUGUAUAUCUGCUCACGCAAAGGACGGGUGUGUGACCAUCAGCAGUGGUUUGUAGCCGGCCCUGCAGGUUCUGCUCACGGGAAGCAGUGACCCAUUAUAUCUCAUAGUCGUCUUAUGACAAGCUUUCAUAUAAUGUAGCAUUAUUUUAUAGGCACCUACCUAUUGUCAUAUUUACUGUGAGCUGGACAUACCAAGUCUCAGCGUUGAUUGUAUUUGUCAGUGUGAAUUAAUGUACCAGUAUCUUAAUCUGCCUUUACUCUCCAAUUGCACAGCAACAGUGUUGCAGUAUUGUGAGACAAUAGGCCCAUGUAUAAAUACAACCCAUUUUAUUCUUAUUUAUUGUUUUUAAUGGAACCUUUAUUUUAUUAUUUUUAGUGAUAGAAUGAAACUGUGAAGGGGUUGUUUGGUUCUUGAAGCAGUACAUAAUACAUAUUGUUAUGCAGUUGUCAGUAUUUGCAUGAAGGUUGCAGGGUUUUCCUCCAAGAGGCUCAUUAUUAAGCACAUUACAAUAUAAGAAAAGAACAUGUUUACAGACGGUAUUUGACUGUGUCAGCCAUGUGAAGAAAGUUCAUGUUUUUGCUGUUCACAUAAUGAAUGUUUAAGCACACCCCACUGUUGUGAAGGAUUACUUCUACCUGCCUUUCAUCUCAAAACUAACAAUGACUGGGAAAGUCAAGUGAAUGAUCGUCUGUGUAAGCUACUGUAUGUUACUCCAGUGAAACUUAAGGACAGUAAAGAAAGUUGGUGUUCAACAAGG